UUGCGAUUUGUCAACAAAUCAUGCGUGCGGUGAAAUUCAUGAACUUGUAAAUAUUUGAUUCUUGUUUGCGAAAAUAGGAAGAAGAGAAGAAUUUUCAAUUUAAUGAACAAUUCAAACAGAAAAUAACCAUACACACAUGUUGGAUGUUGGUACCGCAGUAGUGACUAGCGAGGGGUUGUCGAAGUAAGUGGCUCAUGUUGUCCUAAAGAAUAAACUUAUUAACAGACUUAGCUAACCAUAAUUACUCGUUAUUUAUUGAAUAUUCAAAAUGGAUCAUACGAAACCGGGACCGUUCGCUGACAAAAUGGAUUUAGAGAAUGAAUUGACCAAUAAGUUUCUUAGCGGGGAGAUGUCGUUCGCGGAGUACUCGAGCGAGUGGUACGAGCACGACGACGAGGAGGAGGCGGGGGCGCGCAGCCCGGAGCAGCCGGCGCAGGCGGCGGGCCGCGCGCUCGUGCGCCGCCGCAAGGGCACGCGCCUCACCCCCGCGCUGCUCGGCCUCAUGGGCGAGGCCAACCUGCGCUUCGUGCGCGGCGACAAAGAGACAGCUGAAAAGAUGUGCCAUGAGAUCAUCAAACAGGUCCCUAAUGCGCCUGAACCCUACCAGACGCUGGCACAGAUAUAUGAGAAUGAUCCGGACAAGUCUAUGCAGUUUUCAUUACUGGCCGCCCACUUGAGCCCGUCUGACGCCACUGAGUGGCUUAGACUGGCAGCUCUGUCUAAACAGCGGAAUGACGUGAAACAGGAGAUGCUCUGCUACACUCAGGCUAUAAAAGCUGAUCCUCACAAUCUGGCUAAUCAUAUGAAAAGAUUGGAAUUAUUCAUCUCUCUUGAAGAAGCAAAGUAUCCUGUACAUACUCUCUGCUUGUCUCGUGUCAAAUGCUACCACAAAAUUGCAACAUCCAUGCCCCCCACUGAAGGAGAAACUAUCAUGAAAUAUGCCAAGAUGGCUGCCACUCUGUAUCACAACAACAACGAGUUGGAGAAUGCUCUAGUAGUCAUGACGGCAGCAUACAACAAGUGUGCUAAUCUCUUCUCCAUGGAGGACACUAACAUUUUCCUAGAGCUUCUCAUUUCCCAGAAGCAAUACCAGACUUGCAUAGAAGUGUUUGUUGCAAAUGCAGGAGUUGAGAUAGAAGCAGAAAUACAAACCAUAGAGAAUGCUUAUCACAUGCUUGAGGAGCAAACAAACUAUUUGAAUUGCACUUUACCAAACAGUCUGCCUAUUGAUUUGAAAAGCAAGUUACUUGUGUGCUUCAUCCAUCUCGGAGCCACUAAUCUUGUGGAGACAUUGCUUGCAGACUUCCUGACCAACAAUGUGGAGAAAGCUGGCGAUUUGUACAUGGACAUAGAAGAAGCUCUGUCUUCUGUUGGACUUCACCACCUGGCUCUCAAACUUCUGGAACCUCUUGUUCAGAACCCCAGCUUUGAUCUUGGGGCAGUGUGGCUCAAACACGCCGAGUGUUUGUACAAUUUGGGAAGACAAAAUGAGGCAAUAGAUUCUUACUAUAAAGUGUUGCAGCACGCGCCGCAGCACGCUGAGGCGCGCCGGCGCGUGUUCGUCAUCCUGGAGAGCCAGGGCCGCGUCGACGAGGCCCUGGACAUCCUGCAGCAGGACUACAAGUACGUCGUCAGCGCCAGUCUGCUUUACGAGCAUUGCUGCGCCCUCAAAAAGUACGGUCGGAUGCUCAAAUACCUACAAAACUGUAGCUUGUUCCCCGUGAUGCGCCUUCUACUUCCAGCGCUGGACCGCGAGCGAGGCGCCUACCACCUCAAGGAAACCUCUUUAGGAUCCACUCUAGUCAGAGUGCUGGCUCUGCCGCCAACUUCCGCUGAUGCGCUACGCCUGACGAGCUACCGCUCCGUCGGCAACGCACAGGACAGCGAUCUCGCCGGCGUGGCUUACUUCGUUCUGAAGAACCGCUUUGCGCGCCAGCCCGGCUCGCUCACCGUGAAGGACGCCAACGAGGUGCUGGACAAGAUCGCUAACGCUCAGGUCGGGGGGAAGGCGAGAGUACUGGACGAGGCCUUUGGCACAGUGUUCCGUCAACUGAGCGCCGACCAACUGAAGUGGUUCCUACGUAUAGUGCUGAAGGACCUACGCCUUCGGAUAGGCCACGCGAGGAUCCUCGCCGCCAUGCACCCUGACGCGCCAGAGUACUAUGACUCUUGUAGCAACCUGCUUAAGACCUGUUCGGAGCUGGAGCCAGGCUCGGCGCGUCCUCUAGAGCUCGGCGUGCAAGUUUUCUGCGCCGUCAGCCCCAUGUUGUCAGAGCGCCUCGACGUGACGCGCGUGUUGCGGUUACCACCUGCAUCUUACAUUGUGGAGGAUAAGUUCGAUGGCGAGCGGUUUCAGAUCCACAUGCAAGACGGCGUGUUCGAGUACUUCUCCCGCAAGGGCCACUCGUACGGCCAACACUACGGCACCGGCGACGACAGCGGCCUGCUCACUCCUCAACUACGCGCCGGGCUCGCGCCGGGAGUUACAAGUGUGGUGCUGGACGGCGAGAUGAUGGGCUGGCACAAGCAGCGCCAGCUCUUCGGGAGCAAAGGCAUGUCCUUCGACGUGAAGAAGAUAACCGUAAACUCCGCCUUCCAACCGUGCUUCUGCGCCUUCGACGUGCUCCACUACAACGGGCGGAACCUAGCGGGCCCGGGCCCGGCCGACGCAGGCGGGGCUCCUCUACGGGAACGACUGGCUAUACUGGACUCCAUCAUAACAGACGUGCCAGGAGUGUUGCUGCGGAGCAAGCGCCGACCAGUCACUGACCUUUCGGAGAUCCUGGAGGCGCUAAACAGAGCGAUCGAAGACCAAGAAGAAGGUAUCGUGGUGAAAGACCUGGAUUCAUACUACCUGGCCAACCGCCGCAAUGCCGGCUGGUAUAAGGUCAAACCUGAGUACACGGAAGGCACGAUGGUCGAACUGGAUCUAGUGGUGGUCGGCGCAGAGGAAGCGAGCGACAAGCGCCGCGGCCGCGCGCGCAGCUUCCACGUGGCCUGCGCGGACGGCGCGCCUGGGUGCCCCCACCGCUGGGUGGUGGUGGGUCGCGUGGCCACGGGGCUCACGUUCGAGCAGCGGGAGACGUUGUGUGCGACGCUGGAGCGCCACUGGGUGUCGAGGAGACACGCGCCGCCGCCCGCCUGCCUCGUCUUCAACAAGGAGAAACCCGACUUCUGGGUCAUGCCAGAACAUUCCAUCAUUUUACAAGUGCGCGCCACAGAGCUAAUCCGCAGCACGGACUUCGGCACGUCACACACGCUACGAUUCCCGCGCGUCACCGCCGUGCGCGACGAUAAGCCCACCACGGACGCCAUGCCGCUCGUCGAGUUCAACGCACUGGUCAAGGACGGGUCGGUGGUGAAGCUCAGCAAGCGGCCGGUGGCCGAGGAGGCACUGGAGACCGGCGCCGCCGCGCCGCGCCGCAAGCGCACGGCGCGCGCGCUGGAGGUUCCCGCGCAGUUCCGCACGCAACCUAUACAGGACGUCGAGGUGGUGUCGGCGGCGUUGAGAGGGCGCGAGAUCUGCGUGGUGUCGGGCGACGAGGCCAGCAGUAAGGCCGACCUCGUGCGUAUGGUGCGGUCUCAUGGCGGCCGACACGUCGAGAACGUAGGUCCUUCGACAUGGUGCUGCGUGGCGGGCCGGAGGGUGUUCCGCGCGCACUCCGCGCAGGCGCGCGACGUCGACAUAGCCUCCGCCGCCUGGCUCCGCUCGCUUCAACCGUCAGAUGUUCCCGCGGAGCUGACGCCGCUGGACUUGCUGACGGCCAGCAGGAGCACGAAGCUCAACAUGUGCCACCGAUAUGACCGCUUCGGGGAUAGUUACGUGGACGCCACCGAUGAGGAGACGCUGCGCCGGUGCUUCAUGAAAGUGGACGAGGUGAGUGAUGAGGACAUCAUCAGACACUCCUGUAGCCAUUACACUUGCUGA
Molecule: messenger RNA, 3928 nt
Organism: Cydia splendana
Lineage: Eukaryota; Metazoa; Arthropoda; Insecta; Lepidoptera; Tortricidae
Product: DNA ligase 4-like
Exons: 14
Coding region: 269-3928 (1219 amino acids)
Biological process (GO): double-strand break repair via nonhomologous end joining; DNA recombination; nucleotide-excision repair, DNA gap filling
Cellular component (GO): DNA-dependent protein kinase-DNA ligase 4 complex; DNA ligase IV complex
Molecular function (GO): DNA binding; DNA ligase (ATP) activity; protein binding
Source: RefSeq, a predicted model, not a curated record